Iphiclides podalirius (scarce swallowtail) is the source of this 306-nucleotide messenger RNA. Lineage: Eukaryota; Metazoa; Arthropoda; Insecta; Lepidoptera; Papilionidae. The record is from the annotation of a GenBank genome assembly.
AUGCUAUCCACGAACAAGAAAAUGUUUCCGUGCGCGAGCGUUAUUGGUAUCGGUAAACCUACGGAUCAAUCGCACGCGUUCAUCAUCGGGAGACCGUUGCGGGGCGAGAGGUCCUUAUCCCGGCAGCUAGUCACUGUACACGUACCCGACAACAACACUCAGUUCGGUCAGUUUUAUAGACAAUUUGCGUCACAACAAUGCGAUCUGCGUGAAGCACCUUUCACGAUGCCCCGUGAGGGCGGGCGAUCUAUUAGUGCAGAGGGCCCGUUUAUUGGGCUUAGCUUCGAUGAGCACGAAACAGAUGGC